AUGGGUUAUGGGCCUGCUGGAUAUGCUCUUUUUGUUGCAGUUUAUGCUGGACUAGAAAUCCUUGCAAUACCUGCCAUUCCAUUGACCAUGUCAGCUGGUCUUCUAUUCGGCUCUAUCACUGGGACCAUCAUCGUCUCCAUUAGUGGAACGGUAAGCUGCAGUGUUGCGUUCUUGAUUGCCAGAUAUUUUGCGCGUGAACGUAUUCUUAAGCUGGUUGAAGGGAACAAGAAAUUUCUUGCAAUAGACAAAGCAAUUGGAGAAAAUGGUUUCAAAGUUGUUACUCUUCUCCGUCUGAGCCCUUUACUUCCGUUUUCUCUUGGGAAAUAUCUAUAUGGACUUACUUCAGUCGAGUUUGUGCCAUAUGUUCUAGGAAGUUGGCUAGGAAUGCUUCCUGGAACAUGGGCUUACGUGAGUGCUGGUGCAUUUGGCCGUGCAAUUAUUCAAGAAGAAUCUCAAAUUGGUCUAGGAGGAAACCAACAGCUAUUGACCCUUGGAGUAGGUUUAUUGUUUACAGCACUUGCUGCAGCUUAUGUUACACGGCUCGCUGAGGAUGCUGUAAAGGAUAUUGAGUAGGCAGAAUUACUUGUGCCCAAACCCAGUAAAGUUUACAUGCUCUUUUAUCGACACGCACAACUGCCUCAUGUAAAUGAAAAAACUAUAGUUGAUAAAAUCAGA
This is a messenger RNA of Lycium barbarum (goji berry), 675 nucleotides long. RefSeq lists its product as uncharacterized. The transcript has 8 exons. Lineage: Eukaryota; Viridiplantae; Streptophyta; Magnoliopsida; Solanales; Solanaceae. Bases 1 to 573 code for a protein of 190 amino acids. The record is from RefSeq and is a predicted model, not a curated record.